AUGAAGAGCUUUCCUGUUGGCUUUCUUGUUCUCCUGAUCUUCAUCCUGAGUGUCCAUCAUGGAGUUGCCAGACGUGGCAGUGAUGUGGCCAAGUUCUGCUGCUUCCAAUAUAGCCACAAGAUCCUUCCCUGGAAGUGGGUGCAUUCCUAUAAAUUCACCAGGAACAGCUGCUCCCAGCAGGCUGUGAUAUUCACUACCAAAAAAGGCCAUAAAGUCUGUGCACAGCCAAAGGAAAAAUGGGUGCAAAGAUACAUCACUUUACUCAGAGAGCAGCAGCUAUCCUAACUGCUCUUGACCCUGCUUGUCCUUGGUGAAACCUGGAGAUUUUCUUCAGCAGAAGCCUCUGUGGGACUGAGGAGGAGGAGAGGCUUAUAAUAAAGAUUGCUCCAUUAAGAUUUGAUUUGCUCCUAAACAUUCUUAUUCAGUAAAACCUGAGUCUUCUUCAAAGCAAAGAAACGGAGUCAAUAUUUUUGGCUGGUUCCCUGCCCCAGCACUGGUAUGGAAUUCUUCCUAUGUUUUUGUGCCAAAAAAAAAAAAAAAAAAAAAAAAAGCCAGGGAAAGUUCGAUAUAUUUUGGCAAAAUGCCCAUCAAAUGUUUUCACAUUAUUUAGAGACGUAAGUUUAUGUUAUUUGGAAAAUUAAAUUCUGUGCAACCCCUCAUGGCCUGUUGGUGCUGGGUAAAUAAAAUGCCUCCAUAUCUGGCAGUGUUUUCUCAUAACGUGUCAAUCAAUAAACAUAAAAAUCG
Molecule: messenger RNA, 744 nt
Organism: Mirounga angustirostris (Northern elephant seal)
Lineage: Eukaryota; Metazoa; Chordata; Mammalia; Carnivora; Phocidae
Gene: CCL26
Product: C-C motif chemokine ligand 26
Exons: 3
Coding region: 1-285 (94 amino acids)
Biological process (GO): immune response; eosinophil chemotaxis
Cellular component (GO): extracellular region
Molecular function (GO): chemokine activity
Source: RefSeq, a predicted model, not a curated record